This is a messenger RNA of Pseudoliparis swirei, 1727 nucleotides long. It is a transcript of the gene neurod1, whose product is annotated as neuronal differentiation 1. Bases 116 to 1153 code for a protein of 345 amino acids. Lineage: Eukaryota; Metazoa; Chordata; Actinopteri; Perciformes; Liparidae. The transcript has 4 exons. Gene Ontology annotation, biological process: regulation of DNA-templated transcription; nervous system development. Gene Ontology annotation, molecular function: protein dimerization activity. The record is from RefSeq and is a predicted model, not a curated record.
CACGCCUCAGAAAGCUCAGCGCGGAUCACGCACAGUCACGCACGGAUACGCACAGAGCGCGCGGGAUGCGUGCAAUCUGACCAACAGCGGCUUGCCACAACAGAGAAUCAGCAUCAUGACCAGGUCUGUGCAGGAGGAGCAGGAGUCUGUGCAGUCGGAGGAGCAGCAGGAUCUUCACAGCCCCAUGGAAGGAGGGGGAGAAGGAGAAGGCGAAGAAGAGGAGGACGGCCUCCACCAUCUGGAGGAGGACGAAGAGGAGGACGAUGAGGAGGAAGAGGAGGACGACGGCGAGAACAAACCCAAGAGGCGAGGGCCGAAGAAGAAGAAGAUGACGAAGGCUCGUGUUCAGAGGUUUAAGGUCCGUCGGAUGAAGGCGAACGCCCGCGAGAGGAACCGCAUGCACGGGCUGAACGACGCUCUGGAGUGUCUGCGGAAAAUUGUCCCUUGCUACUCCAAAACCCAGAAACUGUCCAAGAUCGAGACGCUGCGCCUCGCCAAGAACUACAUCUGGGCCCUGAGCGAGGUGCUGCGCUCCGGCAAGGCCCCCGACCUCAUGAGUUUCGUCCAGGCGCUCUGCAAAGGUCUGUCUCAGCCGACCACCAACCUGGUGGCGGGCUGCCUGCAGCUGAAUCCCCGAACGUUCCUGCCGGAGCAGACGCCCGACCUGCCGGUCCACCUCCCCCCGGCCGGCGCCGCCCCCUACCCCGGACACUACUCCUACCAGAGCCCGGGGCUGACGGCCGGCCUGCCCAGCCCGCCCUACGGCACCAUGGAGCCGUCCCACGCCUUCCACCAGGUCAAAGGUCAGCCCUACGGCCCGCCGGAGCCCUUCUUCGACGGCGUGCUGGUGUCGGACGGCCCGGCGUUCGACCCGCCCCUCAGCCCGCCGCUCAGCAUCAACGGGAACUUCUCGUCCUUCAAGCACGAGGCCGCCGCGGCCGCCGACUACGACAAGAGCUUCUCCUUCAGCGCGCACUACGGGGGAGCGGGAGCAGCCGGCGGCGGCGGCGGGCACCCCGCCAUCUAUGGUGGCGGCGGGCCCAACCCGCGGUGCAGCGAGCUGCAGGUGGACGGGCUGAUGGGCUUAGACGGACACACGCACCACGAGCGGAUGAUGAACGCCCAGCUGAACGCCAUCUUCCACGACUCCUGAGGAGGAGGGCGACGAAAGACCGAGAGGCCGACGAAGACUGGGAGACACACAGAGAGACGGACAGUUCUAUGCAUGGCUAUCGUUUCAUAGCUGUCCUUCUCUCUGUCUUUCUGCUCCCCUCCUCCUCCUCCUCCUCCUCUUCCUCCCGAGGGCGGCGAUGGUGACGGCGAUGACACGGUCACGCUGAUGAUGUAACCUUCUCUGUCGCGCUCCGUGUCGCAGGAGACGCUCUCUGAAUGUCUCGUUAUUAUGCUUAUUAUCACUUAAAAAUAAUCAAUAAUCAAUGAGCAAUAAUCUGGAGUUAACUAUGCAAUUGUGUUCAAACCUGAGCGACGCUCAGUUGAUAAUUCCAAAUGUUGAAAGAAUAAAGAUUUCUCUAUUUUUGGGUGUGUACGGCGGCUCCGAGCCGGGGGGUUCGGGGCCGAAAUGUUCCUGUUGUUCAUGUGGUUUUUACAUUUUGCUUUUUAUAACGUUCUUGUAGCGUUCUGUUAACUCUUCAUGUGACUCUUGUUCAUAUUUUAUAAGAUAGAUGUUUAUAAAGGCCUUUCAUUAAAAGGAAUUCCAUGUGAUUCAA